CUGUACUCUACUGAACUGUACCCUACUCUAUUGUACUGUGCUCUACUGAACUGUACCCUACUCUAUUGUACUGUACUCUACUGAACUGUAACCUACUCUAUUGUACUGUGCUCUACUGAACUGUACCCUAAUAUAUUUUAUAUAUUUUUAUUUUCCCUUUAUUUAACUAGGCAAGUCAGUUAACCUUUUCAAUGAUGGCCUAGUAACCGUGGGUUCACUGCCUUGUUCAGGGGCAGAAUGACAUAAUUUUACCUUGUCAGCUCGGGGAUUCGAUCUUGCAACAUUUCGGUUACUUGUCCAAUGCUCUAACUAUUUGCACUAUGCUCAACUGAACUGUAGAUCCAAACCCUGUGUUCCCCGAAGAGACAGUUGCUCUGAUGUGUUCAGUAGGGUCUGACUGUAUCUGGAGUUAUAAGUGGUACAAAGACAGGAAUUAUAAUGUAGUGUCCCAGUCUGUCAGACACACUAUAACAGGAGACACCCUCACCAUCAGUAGAGUUACUGAGUCUGACCAUGUUCUCUGCUGUUGUUGUUGUUAUCUUACCAUUCAAACCUAUUCACAUACAGACUAUCAGCCAAAGACCACACUGACUUCAGACAGAGAGAGUAUAUUCACAGGAGACAGUGUGACACUGAGCUGUACUGUAGAGUCUCCUGGAUGGAAGUUUUACUGGUACAGACACAGACCAGACUCUACACCAGUAACCACAACCUCUGGAUACUCCUACACACUCAGCUGGGUCAGGGUCUCUGAUGGAGGACAGUACUGGUGCAGAGCUGGGAGAGGAGACCCAGUCUACUACACCCUGUACAGUGACCCAGUCCAGAUAAACAUUACUGAGAGGCCUGUUGCUGUUCUGACCCUCCAACCCAACUGGACCCAGAUAUUCAGUGGAGAGACUGUUACUAUGAGAUGUGACAUACAGGGAGGAGGAGACUCUGACUGGAACUACAGAUGGUAUAAGAAUAGUCCGGUAGUGAUCCCCUUUAACACAAAGCCUGAGUACAGAAUCAGUCCUGUCUACUGGUAUAACAGUGGUUCAUAUACCUGUGAGGGUGUAAAGGGAAACAAGUUCUCCAAGACCAGUGAUGCUGUACAACUGACUGUGUCUGAUCAACCUCAACCUGUCCUGAGUAUCUCUCCUCAGUGGCUGAACGCUGGAGACUCAGUGGCUCUGAACUGUGAAGUUGACAAGACGUCUACAGGCUGGAGGUUCUCCUGGUACAGGACUGUUCCCUACAGAGCUGGGUUACCCUCCCUAUCAGACAAGUCUUACUCUCUACAGCCCCUAUCUGACAAUGUGACUAGUGAAGACUCCUACACUCUGAUCUCUGCUGGUCCUACUCCCACAGGAGGAUAUGUGUGUAGAGCUGGGAGAGGAGACCCAGUCUAUGAUACACUCUACAGUGAACCUCAGUUUCUCUGGUCAGGAGAUCUGCAGCCUUCAGUGUCUCUUACAGUAAAUCCCAACACAACUCAACAUUUUACAUCAAAGUCUCUCUCACUGAGCUGUGAGCUGAAGGGGAACUCUACUGGAUGGAGACUGAAGAGACACACAGAGACAGCAUGGCGGUCAGAGUGUCCAUCUACCUGGAGAUCAAUAACAGAAUCCACCUGCACCAUCACAUCAUUGGACACACGGUACAGUGGAGUGUUCUGGUGUGAGUCUGGAUCAGGAGAGAACAGUAAUGCUGUCAACAUCACAGUAAAUGAUGGUGAUGUGAUCCUGGAGAGUCCUGUCCAUCCUGUGACUGAAGGAGACUCUGUGACUCUGACCUGUACAUUUAGACAUCAGGGAACAAAUCCUAAACCCAAGACUGAUUUCUACAAAGAUGGAGUUCUCAUCAAGAAUGAGACCACAGGAGAGAUGACCAUCCCUACAGUAUCCAAGUCAGAUGAAGGAUUCUAUAAGUGUAAAUCUGAUGAAGGAGAAUCACCAGAGAGCUGGGUGACAGUGAGAGCCGUAGCUCCUGGAUCCUCUACAUCAGUCCUAGUAGGAGUGGUUGUGGGUCUGCUUGUUGCUGGUGUUCUACUGGUCAUUCUCCUGGUCCUGCUGGUGAGAUAUCAAAACAGAAAAGGUUCCUGUUUCAACAGAAUAUUCUGGCCCCCUCAGCCCCAGAGCACCAACCAGGACCCCCAACAGGACCAAGGAUCUACCCAGGGUCAGGCUCCUGAUACUGAUCUACAUGAUCAGUCUCUCAGCCCAGACCUCUACCAGUCUCAUCUCUGUGACACUAACAUCUACGACACGAUCAAUUCCUCAGACAACAAUGAUAAUGAUGUUGCUGGUGCUUCUGCUGCUGGACCAAGUCAUGUGACCUACGCCCAGAUUCAACUGAAAAAGUUGGACAAAAAAAAGAAAGAAAAGAGAAAUGAUCCUAAAGACUAUCCAGUCUACUCUGAGGUGAAGACAGGGAAGGCCACAGGAGCAGCAGGACCUGUUGAUGUGACCUAUGCUGAGGUUGAUCUCCAAAAGAAGAACAAAGCCAAGAAGAAGAGAGAAACAGCAACCCCACCUGAGCCAGAAUCUGUCUAUUCUCUAGUGAAGCCAUACACAGCCCCCGGAGCAGCGAGACCUGUUGAUGUGACCUAUGUUGAGGUUGAUCUCCAAAAGAAGGUCAAAACCAAGAAGAAGAGAGGUAAGUCUGGACAUCCCUCCCUCCAUAUUCCCCUUAUCAGAACCUCGUAACUCUUUGACCCCAUAUAUUGAAAAGCUGGAUAUUGUUCUGUAUAUUAUUCUGU
Molecule: messenger RNA, 2743 nt
Organism: Oncorhynchus nerka (sockeye salmon)
Lineage: Eukaryota; Metazoa; Chordata; Actinopteri; Salmoniformes; Salmonidae
Product: basement membrane-specific heparan sulfate proteoglycan core protein-like
Exons: 14
Coding region: 378-2690 (770 amino acids)
Biological process (GO): cell surface receptor signaling pathway
Cellular component (GO): plasma membrane
Molecular function (GO): transmembrane signaling receptor activity
Source: RefSeq, a predicted model, not a curated record